CGAGCCUCAACACUGCAACUCCGCAACGUCCAUGCGCCCCCAUGUCCACGCUGCACUGACCUGACUCCCCACCACCAUGGCCCCCAACCCAGAUGCCAUUGCCGACUGCGUGCUCGCCACAUUCGACCAGCUCCCCGACAAACGCAAACCUCGAUCCCGCCAACACGGCGCGAGGGAGUGGGUGCCCCUCGCCGGCAUCGUCCUAUCUAGAGGUACAGCUUGACUUGCAUGCGGAAGAUGCACAUGGCGUACGCUUAUGACCUAGCCAAGAUGAUAAGCUGACGUGUGUCUCGCUCGGGACUGGCAUGAAAUGUCUGCCCUCGAACAAACUGCAUCUGGCACAGGGUAGCAUUCUGCACGACUGGCAUGCCGAGGUCGUCGCCGUACGUGCUUUCAACCGCUUCUUGCUGGAUCAGUGUCUGCUGAUAUCCACCCCACCGUAUCCGUCUUCAGACUUCUUGCGUCGCCUAUCGAAUGAUGAACAAUCAGGUUUUGAACAGCAACCCUUCACCAUCCGCGAGCAUGUGCAGGUCCACAUGUACUGCUCAGAAGCACCCUGCGGGGACGCAAGCAUGGAGCUGACCAUGGACGCUCAAGAAGACGCCACACCAUGGACCAGUGUGCCGCCCAUCGUCUCUUCUGGAGACGCCUCGACAGAAGACAACACGACCGCACUCAGGGGACGCUCCAACUUCUCUCUCCUCGGCGCCGUCCGAUGCAAGCCCUCGCGUCUUGACGCGCCCCCAACAUUGAGCAAGUCCUGCACCGACAAGCUCGCGCUCAAACAAGCAACUUCUCUACUGUCGUCAACCACCUCUGCGCUCGUCUCUCCCAGGAACGCCUACCUUCACUCUCUCAUCCUGCCAGCCUCCCAAUUCGUUCCUUCAGCAUGUUCAAGAGCGUUUUCUCGUGCAGGCCGUAUGCAUGCCCUCACAGACGCAACGUGGAAAGGUGGCUACCGCUUCCAGCCUUUCGAGGUAAACUCCACAGAAAGAGAAUUCAGGUUCAGUCGUCGCACUCUCGCACCACAUGAGAAAGCCAUGUCGAGUAAUCUCAGCGCCGUGUGGACGCCUUCCUGGCAGGAGACGCUUAUCGGCGGCGUGCUGCAGGGAAGAAAGCAGUUGGAUCCCAGAGGCGCAAGUGCGAUAUGUCGAAGAAGUAUGUGGAAGACCGCUGUACAGAUUGCGGGUAUUGCGGGUGUUCCCAUGCUAGUCGACAUGUUGGACAAGGAGAGAUAUAGGGACCUGAAGCGAUGUGAGAUGCUGGACGAAAGGAGAAAAGUCAAAGACGAAGCGCAAAGGACAGGCUUGAGCGGUUGGGUGAAAAAUUUAGGAGACGACACUUUCACGCUCUCCGAGCCGUCGAAGUAGUAAAAGUUAUUGGGGUAUCAAACAUAAAAAUCUAGCCAAC
This is a messenger RNA of Dothidotthia symphoricarpi CBS 119687, 1410 nucleotides long. RefSeq lists its product as uncharacterized. Gene Ontology annotation, molecular function: tRNA-specific adenosine-37 deaminase activity; RNA binding. Bases 306 to 1370 code for a protein of 354 amino acids. The transcript has 2 exons. Gene Ontology annotation, biological process: tRNA wobble adenosine to inosine editing. NCBI's taxonomy places the organism in Eukaryota, Fungi, Ascomycota, Dothideomycetes, Pleosporales, Dothidotthiaceae. The record is from RefSeq and is a predicted model, not a curated record.